This is a messenger RNA of Tarenaya hassleriana, 1212 nucleotides long. RefSeq names its product probable polygalacturonase At3g15720. Gene Ontology annotation, biological process: carbohydrate metabolic process. The record is from RefSeq and is a predicted model, not a curated record. The transcript is spliced from 8 exons. NCBI's taxonomy places the organism in Eukaryota, Viridiplantae, Streptophyta, Magnoliopsida, Brassicales, Cleomaceae. Gene Ontology annotation, molecular function: polygalacturonase activity. Bases 322 to 1212 code for a protein of 296 amino acids.
GAAAUUCAAAACAAUGGUGAACUUACACUUAAUAUACUCGAUUUUAAGGCCGUGGGUGAUGGAUCCUCGGACGAUUCCAAAGCACUUGCGGAUGCAUGGGAGGCUUUAUGUCGUGGAAAGGAGGCUACAGGCAGUGCAAAGCUAAUUAUACCAAAAAAUAAAACAUUUUUGGUAAAGCCUUUGAGAUUGGAAGGUCCAUGCAAUUCUUCCUCUCUCAUUUUCCAGAUAGAAGGAAAGAUUAUUGCACCGGGAGAACCACAUAAGACGGCGGACGGUUGCUGGUUAUGUUUCAUUUACGUCAACAAUCUCUCCAUCAACGGAAUGGGAACAUUUGAUGGCAAAGGUGAAGCUUGGUGGGGCAAAGGGGCUGCUGCCGGAGACCGACCAUCAGCACUUGGAUUCCACGGGUGCAAAAACCUUGAAAUAAAUGGGACAACACACAUGAACAGUCCGCGGUCUCACAUUGAAGUGGAAAAUUGCAAUAACGCAACCAUAUCUAACGUCAAUAUUAUUGCCCCUAAAGACAGUCCAAACACCGACGGUGUCAUCAUUGCUCUGUCCAAACAUGUAUCUGUCUUAAAAUCUUCCAUCGCUACCGGUGACGAUUGCAUUUCGAUCAAGAACGGAUCCUACAAUAUAAAUGCCAUGGAUGUAAAAUGUGGACCAGGUCAUGGGAUCAGUGUGGGAAGUCUAGGAGUAGGUGGAUCCUUCGAGACCGUAGAAUACGUACACGUACGGAGCUGUAGCUUCACCAACACCCUCAACGGUGCAAGGGUCAAGACUUGGGCGGGAGGAGCAGGGUAUGCGAGGAACAUACUGUUCGAGGACAUCACAUUAUCAAAUUCUGGGAAUCCCAUAAUCAUUGACCAACAUUAUUGCAAUGGUCCUCACAUUUGUCCUGAAAAGGGAAAAGCAGUGGAAGUGAGCAAUGUGACGUUUAGGGGAUUCCAUGGAACGACAGCAACAGUAGAAGCAAUAACAUUGGAUUGCAGUAAGACUAAGAUAUGUUCGGAUAUUCACAUAGAACACAUCAAUAUCACAUUGUCUCCUUCGUCUUCUUACACUGACAAAGACAUUAGGGUUUCUUGUAACAAUGCUCGUGGAACAGCUUCUGGUCUUAUCUCCCCUUCCGAUGUUCCAUGUUUUCAUCAACCUCCUUCACCAUCACCUUCCUAUCAAGAUGAUGAUGACGAUGAUGAGUUCUUCAUGUGA